AUGGAUUGGUUGAAUCUCACACGUUGUGUAUUAAACGCGUACUUAUCUUACACCGCCAUCAUGCUGAACAUUGUAGCAAUCUACGCGAUCAGAAAAACUCCAUCAUUGUCAAAAAAUUUAAAAACUUUGCUUCUGUGUCUGGCUGUUUCUGAUCUUGGUGUUGGUUUACUAGCUCAGCCAAUGUAUGUUACACGACUUGUUGUGGACUCAACACAAACGAACGCAACUUAUAAUACCAUAUUUGUCGCGUUUCUUAUUCUGACGAAUUUGUUCACUUUUGCGUCAUGGUUUAGUGUCACGGCUCUCUGUGCAGACAGAUUUUUCGCCAUUUACCUUCACCUCAGAUACCAAGAACUUGUGAAAUACAAGAGCGUUGCUGCUGCAGUUGUCUUCAUUUGGAUAUUCAGCGCACUUAUUUCACUGAUGAGUUUAUUCAUCUCAAAAGAAAGAAUGAACGUAAUUUUCGUUGUUGUUGUGACUGUUUGUAUUACAACUGCAACGUCCAUGAGCGUCAAACUUUACCUUACCACUCUACGCCAUAUUAACCAAAUUCGAGUCACGCAAGUAGCGCUGAAUAGUCAAGUCGAAAGCCUUCAAAGAAAAAGGAAAUCUGCGAUGGCAUCGCUUUUCCUGUAUUUUGCUACCAUAGUUUGCUGUUUGCCUCAUAUUUGUAGGUUAUUUAUUACCGUCGCCAUUUCCGAACCAGGGGUUUAUGUACAGUAUUUCCGCUUUUAUGCUCUGACCCUGGUGUUUCUUAAUUCAACCCUUAACCCACUGAUCUACUGUUGGAAGAUGAAACAGAUACGAAACACUGUCAUAGGCAAGCUACGAGAAGUAUUUUCAAGUAUAUUUCAGUAAGACGAGGCUUCGUUUCAAAGCGCGUUUUGCACUCGUCGCAGCGAUGCUGGUAUCGGACAAAACAAAAAACUCUGCUUACGGUCCUUACGUAUCCUGUUCGUGUCACCCUUUCAUUGUGUCUAAUUCAGCACUUUUUUUAGCAGUUUCUAAUUUUUAUGUAUUCUUUUACAAUCCGCAGCAUACACACACAAGGAAAAAAAAAACAAAAGAAAAAACAAAAGAAAAACAGCAAAGUCUACCCUCAAAAUUUCACCGAAAAAAACUCCACACCCAUCAAAUUAAUGCACAUUUCAAUUGUUUCGAAUAGCAUAUUAUCAGUCGGGCUUCCCGAGUUCAAUAAUGGACUGAAGGCUGACGUGGAAGUUUCGUUGAAAAUUUCUUUAUUGGAGAUCCUUUAUUCAAGUGCCAUUAGUCUUAACGUAUAUGCAACCUGUCAUCUAGACAAAGAUAUUCUUUGAAUUGGAAAAACCGUCGUGUUCAUCAUUUUUCAUGGUCUAACGUACUUUUCAAAAACUAUUGAUUCAACUACUUUUAGUCAUAACUAAUAAGCAAAAUUUCACCUUACUAAAUAAUCUGGAAACUUUUAACUUUAAAUAAAACAAGUACUAGUAAAAGAGUUCAGAACCCAUUUAACAUGUAAAAAAAAUAACAGCUGAAUUUCCCAAAUCAAGUAGAAGUUAAGAACAGACCUUGUCACGGUUUUCGACGCCAUCUUGACGAGUACGUAGGCAAACGUGUGAGAAAUUACAGUGUUUGUAUGAGAAUCUAACGUCGAAUAAUUUCCGUGAAACGGCUGUUCUGAAAAAAAAUAUGACUUGUAAACUAAAGCUACAAAACAAAGGAUUGUACUAAAAAAAUUUGGGGGCUUACCUGUGCUUAAAUUUCUCCAAAAGGCUUGCUUUAGAUUUUCUAUAUAUUUGUCUGUAAUUUUCGCGGGACUUUCUUGCAGACAAAUGUAUAGAAAAUUUAAAAAAGUGUUUCUAGGUCUUCUAGCGCAUGUAACGCCCUCAAUUUUUUUCGGUAGAAUCCUUAGGAGUGAAGCUUUAGUUUACAAUUCAUAUUUUUCUUUUCACAACAGCCGUUCUAUGGAAAUUAUUCGACAUUUGAUUCUCAUACAAACACAGUAAUUUCUCACGCGUUUGCCUACUCGUCAAGAUGGCGUCGAAAACCAUGACGAGGUCUAUUCUUAAAGGGACUGGUUCACGAUAAUGCGCAUGUGUGAGUUCUGACAGUAGCUGAUUGUUUUUCAACCAAUCGGAAACGAGUUAGAUGCAUGCAAGUAAAUUUACAAAAUUCAAAUUAAUUGUUCGCGACGCGAGAGUAUUUCCGGGCAUUUGGUUUGAUUUUAUUUAUCCCCCUAAUUCAAGUUUAUUUUUUGCAACUCCUCAGAUAUAUGUUGCAGCCGAUAAGAAUAAGAUUUACAGCCCUGUCCUGCUUUGAAACAAACAUUUACCAACGUGUAUUUUUACGAGGUCGUACCCACGCUAACAAAGCAGUCACCGAUCGGCAAACAAAAUUUGUAUCCAAACAUCUUAUUACUGUUCUCUCAGUUCGCCUUAUAUAAAUCCAGAAAUACCUACAAAUAGCACCUGACCGGUGACAAAAACGCACAACGUAUGAGUAUAAAGAUUAUCCUUAAUUGAGCAUAAAUUUCAAAUGCUUAUCAGCAAAUGAACAAAUUCAUUCGCGUUGCAUCGGGUCAGUGUUCCGCAAAACAAAUGUUAUCGAGUAGAACACAUAAAGAAACUAGAUUAUAAACAGAAUAUUCAGGCAAUAAUUUAUUUUAAAAACAUCAAUUCUUAAACAUAUAUACGAUCGUAAAGCAAAGAUACAAGGAACAUUUCAAGUGUACCAGAUCAAUGAAGAUCGCGCGGCCUGUUGCGGUAUAACUACAGGUCGGAGUCAAAAAUCAAAUCAAAGUUGAACGAACUCAUGCCUUUAACCACUUUCCAAGUGUCGUGUAUACUUUUCGUAAGCCGCACACUACUCCUAGAACCAUACCAGAUCGAUAGGCUAAGCUUCUCUAUCUCCAAAGACUCUGGAGAACGUCCUGUUGCCGGACGGCCACGAUGCUCUUCUGAACCUCCAUGAUCAAAACAUUAUUUUUUUCGUUUUCUUAAAACGUAACCAGUCAAACGACACAACCACACGUUAAUCACCACUACCGAAGUAUAACUAGACCAGCAAAAGCGACGGAUGUCCGAACAAAACGAAGGAUUUUCAAUGAUUGUACCGGUAAUGGCGAUUUCGAAUUUAGUGUUGACCCGACAAAUUUUUUCUGAAGAGACAAACGGCUCGCAUACGCAUUAUCGUGAACCAGUCCCUUUAAUUUAAAACACUGUCAUGUCUGUUUUUUAUUCAAAAUUUUGUGACUAAGUCAGAAAUCAACACCUUUAUUUUUCGCACUAAAAUCGUUAAGCUGGUUUUUUAUAUUGUGAAUUUCAGGAAUAUUCUUUUGAAAAGGGAAUGAAAUGUCGUCGUCAGGCAAGAAGACGGAAAUGCAAAUGCAGUCUGUCAACAUUUCGUUCGACAGGGUACGAUGGAUAAAGGCGGCCCCGCCGACAAAUAAUGGUUUAGUUUCAUUUUGAAAUAAUGGUAGUUUCUCAUUUUAGCCUUGAGACAUUUUUUGUUUUGCCGCUUUAUUAGAUAAAGCCAAAGGCCAAGCGAUCCGCAACAGAGUGAGGGAACCAUUUGACAAGUAAAUAAAACAGCUGCAAUUUUCCAAAGUGGGUAUUCAACACCUUCACUGAAGCUCUUUUCGCUUCCAGGAUUUCGUCUUGUCAGAUUGUAAUUCUGACAAAAAUAUCAAAGAUUUCACCAUGACAGUGGGAAUAAAAAUAAGGCAAACGCAGCGUGGUAAAAUGUUUUGGUGCCGCUGAACCUACACAGUUGCGAUUGGCAAGAAGCUAAAAACCAAUGAAAAACUAAAACCAACAAACCCAAACAGGAACUUCAACGGGACUAAUGAACCAAGGUCAGCUCUGACCUCACGUACACGACCACCUGUAAAAAACUUACACAGUAACGAAGAAUAUUCCAAAAUAGACUUAGCAAAAUUUGCGAACAAAGCAUAAAUUCAAGUACUAGUAAAAUCACAAGAUGAAAACAGGAAGACAUCCAUGUGGACAAAAUCCUGACUUACUUGACCCACUUAACGAAACAAACACGAAACUUAAAAGUCGAGACAAAUUUUAAAUAUAAGCUUUAACAUACUUCACAACAAUAUUGUUAUCCACCCGAAAAGGAAACCUUUAAUUUAAACGCCAAUAAACAGAAUGUCAUCAUGACAUUCUGUUUAUUGGUACAUUUGCAACACUUUCAUGUUGCAAAGUUUAGUAACAUGAAAGUGUUUAGUUGAUUACAAGUAGGCGCCCAAAGGUAUCGUUAAAGAAAUACUAGUUAAAAAACGUUUUCAUUUACUUUAUUAUUUGCGGAUGCGAUAAAGUGGGUCCCACCGAAAAUAUGGUUGGACAAGUUUGCCGGAGAUUCUGUUGAAGUUGAGAAAAAACAUAAAUUAACAUAUAAGGUCAUUGUUCAAAGCCAUCUAAUAAGUUCGACUACUUUUAAUCUAGUCUCGACUAAUAAGGAACACGUCAUCUAAUUACAUGUUUUGGAGAAUUAACCUUGAAAUAUAACUUUGACUUGAAAUAUAACCUAACUGUCAUCAGCACCGUCGAGUGUUCAGAAGAAAUGCUUCACCCUGGCUUCGCUAAAGAGUAAUUUUAAUCAAUCUACUUAUCAAAGGCCAGCUUACUUUGAACGUCUUGUAAUUCUCCAUAAACACCCGUAAUUCUCAGUCACCAUCGUAGUUCAGGAAGGGAGGCAGUCUGCGAAAACGGGUUAGUCAUCUCUGGUUUCGCUAAGAAGAAUUUUAAUCAAUCUGCUUAUCAACGGCUAGCUUACUGAACGGCAUGGUAGCUCAAGAGAAGAAAGUCCGCGAAAACUGGUUCUACUGAAAUCGGCCUAAAAGAUCAAACUCUUGCAAAAUCCUUGGACUCAGAACAAAACCAAAAGGAACAACAAAUGAAUUACUUGCACCUCAUACUUUGCCUUUUAAACGUAUUUUCAUCUUACACCGCCACCAUGCUAAAUGUUGUUACAAUCCACGCCAUAAGAAAAACUCUUUCAUUGUCAAAGAACUUAAAAACAUUGCUCCUUAGUCUGGCUGUUUCUGAUCUUGGCGUUGGAAUAGUAGCUCAACCGUUGUACGUUGCAAAACUUAUCAUCGACUCGAAGGACAACAACGAAAUUAGUACGGAGCCUCAAAAUGCUAUCUACACGCAGCUUGUCUUAUCCCAACGCAUUUAUUUUGUUUCGCUACUUUCUUUAUCGUCACUGUUCUCUGUGCAGACAGAUUCAUGGCAAUUCAUUUUUAUUUCCGAUACCAAACCCUUGUGACACACAAGCGUGUUGUUGCUGUAGUUGUCUCAGUUUGGGCAGUCAGUGCAGUUUUUCCAUUGGUGAGGCUGUUGGUUCCAUGGAAUAUAAUGUACGCGGUUUUUGGCAUUAGUGAAUCUGCUUGUAUUAUAGCUGCGACUUUCUUCAGUGUCAGAAUCUAUUUGUCCGUGCGACGUCACUUAAACGAACGACAAGUGCUACAACUACAACAAGCAUCACAGACCGGACAUAUUAUUAACACUGAAAGGCUGAGGAAGUUUGCGAUCAUGGCAGCUCACGUCUGUCUCAUAUUGAUGGUUUGUUAUUUGCCAAUGACUGUCGUAUUAGUUUAUGUAGUUACCUCUGGAUCAAACAAUGUUAAAACGCAUUUACUGUUAAAUUUUGGCCUAACGCUAGUGUUUGUGAAUUCAUCGCUUAACCCACUAAUCUACUGUUGGAAGGUAAAACACAUCCGACACACCAUCAUUGGCUUAUUACGAAAUGCAGUUUCAAAGCACAACUGA
Porites evermanni is the source of this 5759-nucleotide messenger RNA. Lineage: Eukaryota; Metazoa; Cnidaria; Anthozoa; Scleractinia; Poritidae. The record is from the annotation of a GenBank genome assembly.